Diabrotica virgifera virgifera (western corn rootworm) is the source of this 13238-nucleotide messenger RNA. RefSeq names its product golgin subfamily A member 7. Gene Ontology annotation, biological process: peptidyl-L-cysteine S-palmitoylation; protein targeting to membrane. The record is from RefSeq and is a predicted model, not a curated record. Gene Ontology annotation, cellular component: palmitoyltransferase complex. The coding region runs from base 129 to 569 and encodes 146 amino acids. Lineage: Eukaryota; Metazoa; Arthropoda; Insecta; Coleoptera; Chrysomelidae. The transcript is spliced from 3 exons.
AUUGACAAUGACAGACAAUCUGACAAUCAAAAAUGUCUAAUGUAAUUUGUUGAUCUACAUUUUUUAUUACAACUAGAUUAAUUCUUCUAAUUUUAAUAUUAAUUUUAUACAUAAUAGGUCAAAUAAAGAUGAGUAAUCACCAUAAUGGUGCUAGAGCUGGUGAAACUGAACAAAUGGCCCAAUCGCAAUGCUUGAAAGUGUUCAUCCAAAGGGAUUACAGUGAAGGGACUCUUGUAAAAUUCCAAAAUAGAUUUCCACAAGAACUUGAGGGAAGGCUGGAGAGGCAAGCUUUUGAGACUACUGUUAAUAGACUGAAUGCAUUUUUUGCGGAAGCUGAGAAGGCUACCUGUACCACAUACUGCGAAGGAUGCUUAGCAUGUUUAACUGCAUAUUUAAUAUAUAUUUGUAAAGAAACCCAUUAUGAAAAGUGUUUAAAGAAGGUAUCUAAGUACAUAGCAGAACAAAACGAGAGGGUAUAUGAACCCAGAGGACUUAAACUGACAGACCCCAGCCUGCGAGGUUUGAGAGUACUAGAAAUCAGCUGUUUAGAUCGUCCGCCAAACGCAUGACUUACAUUAUCCCACUCCACACAGGAGUUUUUCAUGUGAAACUCGGGAUAUACAUAUUCCAAAACAAUUUUUGAUGUAGAUUCUUAUUAUUGAAAGUACGUUCUGCCAAAGUGGCUUAAGACUGUUUACCUGCCAAACGGGCAAAUUUUUUAUACUUGCUAUACAAGGUUCAUCAAAGUUUAAUUUUGGAAUUUUAUAUGGUUUAGUGUAAUAUAUUGGUGCUAAGGAUAAAAUAAAUACUACAGUGUUUCGUAAUAUCUGCAUCAUGGAAAAUUUCUACUCGUCAUAGUACAUUCAUACCACCAAAUCUAAUUCUAAGAACAAUUAAAAUUAAACAACAUUGGUUUAUAGUACAACUUAAAAAUAAUUAUUAAGGAGUAUAGACUUUAAGACUGAUGUCUUGUAAUGUUACAUUGAUUAUCAUGCUUUUAGAGCCUUUAAAAUUAUUUCUUCCCUACGUUUUGGCAGCUGUUAGAAAUUAUCAAAAAUGACAAGGAAAUGGUCAUAGUGAGCUUGCGGGCUGACUAAGAUUGCUUUUCGGGUAUCUACGCAUUUAUAUUCUUUAUGUGCGGUUCUAACCGUCCACGUUAUUGGAAAUAUAUUGUCCACUGUUUGUAUGUGCAGAGGUUUUGUAUUUCGUAGCGCUAUGACCUUGUGUCUUUACUUAUUUGACUUUGAAGGUGUGUUGUAUUUCUAAUUUGCACCUAUGAUUUCUCAAAUAUAUUUGUUGGUUGUUCUGUGUGAUGGUAUGAUUUUUUUACUGUGUUUUAUUGUUCCAAUGUACACUGUCCACUGUGAUAAAAUUCUGAGGUAGAUAUCGAAUCUUUGUGCAAUAUUCGCUCAUUGUUUAAAUAUUUAAAAUACAUAUAUUCCAACUUAUUCCUUGUCUGUAAGUUUCGCUUUGUGUUCCUAGAAUAUUAAAUUUCAGAGCUUUUACGUUCAUAUUAUACACUAAGCUUCAAAAUUAACGCACCACAUUAAAAAUGAGACAUUUUUGAUGUCUCGUAUUUCCUAAACCUGUUGUCCGAUUUUACUGAUUUUUUCAGUAUAUUAUAGCUUUAUUCUUCAAGAAUAUCGAUUUAAUAAUAUUAUUGCUAAACAGGUAAGUGUCAUUGUAUACCGGAUGUCACAAUGAUAGUGUGUUUUUUCCUCAAAAUUUGGAACACCCUGUGGAAUAUUCUAGUAUAUAAAAGAUAUUGAAAUUAAAACUUAACUGUAGCCUUAGGCUUUCUUAACAUUUUGCUUUUGGAUUCAUUCGCUUAUGUGGGAUCAUAAAAAAGUUAGGUGCUUUAACAACUUGCCAUGUUAUUAAUCAAUACAGGGUGUUUCUAAAUAAGUGCGACAAACUUUAAGGGGUAAUUCUGCAUGAAAAAAUAAUGACCGUUUGCUUUAUAAACAUAUGUCCACAAAUGCUUCGUUUUCGAGAUAAGGGAUGUUGAAUUUUUUAUUACAAAUUGACGAUUUAUUUAUUGCUCUAAAACUGGUUGAGAUAUGCAAAUGAGAUUUGGUAGGUUUUAAGAGGAAGUUAUUGCGCAUUUUUUGAAAUCCAAUUAAGAAUUUUAUAUUCACUAUUGUGUGCAUACGGGAUGUAUCUAAAAUGUUUAUACCCUUAUCAACCUUAACAACCUAUUCUCAGUUCUGCCGAAUAUAGUUGUAAAAUUUCAUAAAAAUGGGUCAAACCGUUUCGGAGGAGUAUGACAACAAAUAUGUACUGUGAAAAGAGAAUUCUAUACAUAUAGAUGUAAAAAUUUUGGUGGCUACUAAAAUGACUAUAUAAAACCGUAUAAACCUUUCCUGAACUUCUACAAAUAAUUCAAUAUCAAAAUUAGCCAAAUCUGUCCAGCCAUUCUCGAGCGAGACACACGAACAGCAAUUGAUUUUUAUAUAUAAGAUGAAGAUAUUUAGAUGGCUAUUAAAAAAUAAUGGUUAGCGACAGAACAGUAAAAAAUUAUAGAUGUAUUUAUCUUUGUGUUCUACAGCCUACAAAAUUAAGAAAAAAAAAUUGUCCAAAAAAAUAAUUUAGAUGGCUAUUAAAAAAUAACGGUUGGAGAUAGAAAAGUGAAAAUUUAGGAUUGUAUUUAUCUUUACCUUCCACAUCAUACAAAAUUAAGAAAAAACAGUCUGUCCAAAAACAUAAACAAAAUAUAUUAGGGGCAGCCCCCGUUAUGACGUACGGAUAUGAAAAAUAAAAUAACAACCUAUACUCAGUCCUGUCGAAUAUACGUAUAAAAUUUCGAAAAAAUCUAUUCAGUCGUUCUCGAGUUAUAAGUGUUGGUAACUAACACGACUUUCUUAUGUUUAUAUAGAUGUAAAAUGUUUAAAUAACUAUUAAAAAAUAACGGUUGGAGAUAGAAAAGUGAAAAAUUAGGGUUGUAUUUAUCUUCACGUUCAACAUCAUAUAAAAUAAAAAAAAGAGUUUGUCCGAAGAAAUAGAAAAAAAUAUCAGGGGGGCAACCACCCUUGUGACCUACUGAUAUAAAAAAUACAUAAUAACCUAGUCUUAGACCUGCCGAAUAUACGUGUAAAAUUUCAUGAAAAUCGGUCAAACCUUUUCGGGGGAGUAUGGCAACAAUACUGUGAAAAGAGCAUUUUAUCAUAUAGAUGUAAAAAUUUUGGUGGCUACUAAAAUGACUACAUAAAACCGUAUAAACCUUCCCUGAACUUCUACAAAUAAUUUAACAUCAAAAUUAGCCAAAUCGGUCCAGCCAUUCUCGAGUUUUAGCGAGACACACGAACAGCAAUUGAUUUUUAUAUAUAAGAUAAACUUUUUUUGGUAAGCGGGAUCCAGGACUAUUUGCUGGCAAAAUAUACAGUGCGCAUGCAUUAAUAAGAAGUACCCAAUCGUAGUUCUCGUGAUAAAAAGAAGUACCCAAUUUGUUGGGUAGAGUGGAGGCUAUUGUAUCUUUUCUUGUAUGUACUACACAGUACUUCAAAGACUCGCCUUUUUAAACUCGCACUGAACUUUGAUGUGGUCGAAUUCCUUCAAUUGAUUUAUUUUUAAAUUGUACUAUAUACUCCAGAAACAAUAUCACGCUAAUGCAAUUUGUAUAUUUUGCAAUAAUUGAGCAGCAAUUAUUUUGUAAUUAACUUUUACAACUUAUAUUUCGUUAUAUUAGGUACUAUAUUCAUCUUGAUAUUUUAAUUAAAAUAAUUAAGAACUUGUCUUUAAUUUGUUUUAUAAUGAGUGGUUUGAAACCUUGUGUGUUGUAACAAGUGUGAAACGUAUUACAGUAAGGGCAAUGGAAUGGAAGUUAUGAGAAAACGAAUAUGGUUAACAAAAAAAUAUUUGUUAUGGUCCUUUGCCCUAUAGCCCUAUGAUCUUGGGGUUCCUUUGUUACUAGAUGGUCUCUUAAGUAACCUACUUUGAAAUAAAAAACACGUAUUUCCAGAAAAUUCUCGUAUUUUAUUAGAUACAGUCUCGUUUUAGUUCAAUACAACGAUUCAAGCGAUUUUUCAACUGCUUUAUGCUGAAUAAUACUAUUCUGCGGAAUGGAAGCGUGGACACUAACUGUUGCAUCUAUGAAUCGGCUCGAAGCUUUCGAAAUGUGGUUUUAUAGGCGCAUCUUACGUAUAUCCUGGGUUGACCGAAUUACUAAUGUGGAAGUCCUGCGUCGAAUGGGGAAAGAGUGUGAAAUUCUCAUAACCAUCAAAACAAAAAAAAAUUAUAAUAUCUAGGAUAUGUAAUGAGAAAUCAAGAACGUUACGGCCUUCUCCAACUGAUUCUCCAAGGGAAGGUAAAUGGUAAAAGAGGACCGGGAAGUGAUAUAACACGACUACCACUAAGCUGUUCUUCGCUGCGGUAAACAAAGUCAAGAUAGCCAUGAUGAUCACCAACAUCCGGAACGGAUAGGCACUUUAAGAAGAAGAAUUCUAUUCUGGCAGCUUAGGUGUUUGUUUCAUAAAUUACCAGUUCGAACUGAAUUUUUUAUUUACUAGCCUUCCCUUACGAUUUAGGAACACAUAAUAAUCGGAUAGGGCCAAAUCGGGAGAAUAAGCCGGAUGAAAAAGCAAACUCAUGAAUUUUUUGCCAUUGUCAUAACGUUCUUCUGAGUAGGUGAAUUGUCUUGGAGAAACACUUUUUUCUUCCGCAUAUGGGGCCGUUUCUUAAUGAGUUUUACGGUUUUCAAGAUAUGCAAUUAAAACUAUGCAUUUGCAAUCCCAAAAUACAGUGGCCAUGAUUUUUACAACCCAUUGCUUUGUAACGAGGUUGUUGCGUUGUUGCUGCAGGUAACUAAAUCAGUCGAAGAAAAGAGUUCGCUUUUUAAGAAGCAUACAAAAGAUAAGAUAAUUAGCCUUAAUUACUCGUUAAUUUCGUUAAUAAAAUAUAUUUAUAAUCUACGCAUCGAGCUUUCUGUUCGGGCCGAUGUGACGAUAUUUUGUACAUGAACGAAUGAUUUUGAUGAUCGCGCGAAAUAGGAAUUGCUUUUAUUAAUCCGACAUGAAUGUAUAAGGAAAGGGAAGAAAGGGAAUCUCGCUCAGUUCGCCAGAUGAAGGGAUAUACGAUCACCUCUAGUAUAAGUAUAAGUAAAAGGAUAGGUAAGCGGGAAAACUGUCGGAUUCGCUCAGCUCGCCAAAACGACAGCGGAAAAUGGUCGGGAAAUACUACCUACAUAAACUCGCCUCUUAUAGGUCGCUGUUGUCUAUUAUUAUUCGAUCAUCGCUCCAAGAAUAAUAAUCAACUAGGCUUUUCGAUCCGACUAAUUCUGGUUGCCUCUGCCAAUUCACAUACCUUCACUUUACGAUCAGCCAGAAUCAUUGUAUACAUACGGCCAGUACGUUUAAGUUUAUUCAGAAAAAUAAUGAAGUUGAUUAUAAACGUUUUCUCAUGACAAAAAUAUUUUAAUAUAAAAAGUAAAUCUUCCAACUUGAUAUAUAUAGUUAGUCCAAAAAGCCACUGCGCAUCUGCUAGAAAAAAUAUUCUAAUUCGGAUUUUUUGCACAAUCUUACUCAAAAAGGACUCCUUUUAACAAAUUUGCAUGUUGCCAGGACCAGAAGGUGGUCAAAAAUUUUUUAAACGUUUUUUUUUUUGUUUUUUUUCUAAAAUUAUUUUUUUUGCAUGGAAAAAAGUUUUUUUAGGUUUUUUGGAUCAUUCCAAACAGAAAAGAUCUUUAGUGACUUUUCUCUAAAAAUGAUAGUUUUUGACAUAUAAGCGAUUAAAAAUUGAAAAAUUGCGAAAUCGGCCAUUUUUAACCCUCAAAAACUAGUGAAAUACUUAAAAUUUGAAUGUUGCCAAGGUAGGUAGAUAUUCUUUAAUCAUCGAUUGAUGAAAUCCCGAAGAGUUUUUUGCAAUACAAUAUUCAAAACUCCUUUGUUUUUUAACUGCUAAUCAAGCGUGCGCGACACUAUUUUCCACCAACAGUAUGGUGCAAAUGAAAGGAAUAAAUUCGUUAUUUCGUAAACCGGCCAAUUUAAGGAAAAGUCCCGAAACAGGUAGAUUUUUAUUUUUAUGUUAUGAUAUUGUGGCAUAUAUGGUAUACUAGUGACGUCAUCCGUCUGGGCGUGGUGACGUAAUCGAUGAUUUUUAUAAACGAGAAUAGGGGUCGUGUGGUAGCUCAUUUGAAAGGACCUUCAAUUCUCUAUUCAGUAAUGUAAACAUUUACAUCAUUAUUUAUACAGGGUGUCCUUCUACUUCUUUUUUUGUCAAAUAAUUUAAUUUAAUAAAAAUUUUUGGACAAUCUGUAUAAAUAAUUAUGUAAAUGUUUAUAUUACUGAAUAGAGAAUUGAAGAACCUUUCAAAUGAGCUAGCACACGACCCCUAUUCUCAUUUAAAAAAUCAUCGACUACGUCAUCACGUCCAGAUGGAUGACGUCACUAGUAUACCAUAUAUGCCACAAUAUCAUAACUUAAAAAUAAAAAUCGACCUGUUUCGUGAUUUUUCCUUAAAGUUGCCGGUUUACGAAAUAACAAAUUUAUUCCUUUCAUUUGCACCAUACUGUCGGUGGAAAAUAGUGUCGCGCACGCUUGAUUAGCAAUUAAAAAACAAUAGAAUAUUUUUCCUAGCGGAUGCGCAGUGGCUUUCUGGACUAAGUAAAUGUUUCAUGUUCUCCAAAAUAUUUGUAAUCCCAAGAACAUUUUCAAUCAGUUAAAAUUUUGUAAAGAAUAACCAAGUAUUGACUAUGACUAUAGUUUCAGUAGACCAGUUUUUGGACUGUGUGUAUGAAGACAAUGGAAUUAUUAACACGUUUCAUUGUCAUCGUGUUUUACACACACUAUAUGAUUUUUAGCCUUAGUUUCUUGUGGGCCUGACGAUACUGUUUAACGUGUAAAUAGCGAAACUGGUCACCCUAUCUUACUUUUCAUGUAAUAAAAUUAAUUUAAAGGAUUGUGAGUAGAGGGCUUAUUUCCGUAACAUACAUGAAACGUUUACUUUAUAUAUUUAAGAAUGUAUUUCUGUGAAAUUAAGGCUAAAGAGGUAAGCGCCAAUUUUCUGAGUAAUGAAAAAACGACAAAAACUAUUUCAAUUUUUUAAUGCUGCAUUUAAUAUCUUUAUCGCGGAUUAAAAAUGAGAAAUAGUAUUGCACUUUAAUUUUGUGUAUAUUUUGAACUACUGAAUUGUUUCAAUUAUUGUAUUAGUUGUGUGAUCUCAUUUGGUACGUUAUUUUUGCUGUAAGCUACAAAAUAUUUAUUCUCUGAUUUGAGGAAGAAAUAGAUAAAUACAUACAACAGUAGACACCAAACAGAAAGCCAACUGGUAGACAAUUUUAAAUGGAAUAUUUGCAAUGUGUUUUGCAAACUCUUGCAGAUUUGCAAGUUUAAGAGAAUAAAUAUUUGUGGCCUAUUGCUUAAUUAACUCGUAACGUUUUCAGUGUAAUUACACUAACUACAUUCGUGAGUAUGUAAUAUUCCCUUUGCAAACAAAUAUUUUAUGGCAGUUUAAAUUUUUUCUAAUGUAUAAUUUUUUUUCUAAUCCUUAUCAUCAUAAAUAUUUUGUCAACAUAAAUUAUAUGUGUUUUAUAUUAGUACUACUACAUCAAAUUAUUGGCUUAAACAAUUUUAAGUUUAAUAUUGUUUAAAUAAAAAUAUAUGGCUGGUACAGCUGUAACACUUUGUAACAAAGUUAAAUAUCUCUAAAAGAUUUGAAUCUUUUGUAGGUGUAAGGAUCUGUCGAAAAGCAGACGAUAAUAUACAUUUUCCAUAUGAAUCUACUUUUUUGCUAUAAUCACUUCAGUAUGUACCUUGUAUCAAUAAUCACUAUAUGCGCCACUCGCAAAACUAGUGUUUAAUUUUUUUUAGCAAAAUCUGAAAAAAUAUGAAUAAAAUGAAAAUUGUCGCUAACGCGUUCGUACACGCAUUUAAUAUUUUAUUGAUAUGCAUACUUCGACGGAAAAAUGUGUGAUCACGAACAACAGUGCAAAAAAUGGGAGAGACACAUCAGUGACCUUUUUGACGAUGCUUCUCGAGAAAAUGCUCCAAAUACUACCUGUGACAACCAAUUAGACAGAGGUCCCAGUAUACUGAAGUCAGAAGUCAUAAAAGCAAUACAAAAAGCCAAAAACAAUAAAGCACCUGGACCAGAUCAAAUCGGACCAGGUCAAAUACUUGACUACUUUCUUUAGCAAAAUUUACAACGAAGGAAAAAUACCAGAUGAUUGGUUGGAGUCACUGUUUAUAACAUUACCAAAGAAAAGCAGGCCCACCAAAUGCAGCGAUUUUAGACUAAUCAGUUUGAUGAGUCACACACUUAAGAUACUUUUACGUAUUAUACAAAACCGAGUAUUCCUUCUGUGCGAAACUAGAAUGGGUAAUAAGCAAUUUGGAUUUAGAAAUGGUCUAGGAACUAGAGAAGCACUAUUUUGUAUGCGCGUUCUAUUACAAAAAAAUUGUGAAUUCCGAAAGAACGUUUAUGUUUGUUUCAUCGACUUCGAGAAGGCAUUCGACCGAGUACAACAUGAUACACUUUUCGAUUGCCUGCAGGCAGCAGGACUUACCGCUACGAUAUAAGUCUGCUGAAAUACUUAUAUUACAAUCAAGUAGCCUCUAUCCAAAUUGGAGACAGUCGUACUGAAAAACUGCCGAUAAAACGUGGAGUACGACAAGGUUGUGUUUUAUCACCCACCCUUUUUAAUCUACUCCGCAGAAAUCUUUAGGGAGGCUUUGGAUGAGAGACAAGAGGGAGUAAGGCUAGGCGGAGAAGUGAUCAAUAAUAUUAGAUACGCUGACGAUACAGCCAUUCUUGCAGAAAAUUUACAAGAUCUUCAAACUUUACUAAAUCUAGUCAGUGAAGCACGUUAUCGGAGAGGCCUUAAAAUCAACAUUUCAAAAACGAAGUGGAUAGCAGUUGGAAAGAUUAAUACUUAUAGAUCAAGGUCAGCUUUCUCUUGAUGGAGAGGAGUUAGAACGGAUAAAUAAUUUCAAGUACCUUGGCAGCUGGUUAAAUGUAAAUUGUGACUCUGAUGAAGAGAUAAUAACUAGGAUCGAAAUAUCACGGAAGGCUUUUAUGACCUGGAAACCAGUUUUAUGUAACAGAAACCUGUCGAUGAAUAUUCGAAAGAAGGUGCUGAAAUGUUAUGUGUGGUUUAUCCUAUUGUAUGGUUGUGAGACAUGAACGUUAAAAACCACAAUGCUAAACAAAAUAGAAGCAUUCGAAUUGUGUUGCUAUCGACGAAUGCUAAAGAUAUCGUUGGUUUCGCACACUUCCAAUGAAUAUGUUCUUCAAAUGCUGAAUUCAGAACGUCUGCUCAUAAGCAUCAUAAAGAGGAGAAAAACAGAAUACUUCGGCCAUAUAAUUAGAGGACCUAAGUAAUAUCUGCUUCGCCUUAUAAUACAAGGGAAAGAGAUGGAUUAGUCGAAAGAAACUUUCAUGGCUGCGUAAUAUUAGACAAUUGUUUGGCUGCGCAGUAGAAGAAUUAUUUCGCACAGCAGCCGAUAGAGAGAGAUUUCAGGAAAUUGUAAACAUGAUGACGGCCAACGUCUGAAUACAGACACGGCACCUAAAGAAGAAGAAGAUACUUCGACAGCUUGGAUUCAGUUCGCUUCGGGAUACACAAACACAAAAUUAUUGCCUUUUGUGCCCAUAUUUCGUCUAUAACUCGAUAAACGACAAAGUUCGUUUUUCAAUUUUACUAGAACCUAGCAAUAGUUGGGAAAAAGUGCUAAAAAUUGAGUUUCUUCCUUAAAAAUGUUCGGCUCUUUAAGCAUAACUUACUACCUUCAUAUUCGGCAUAGAAAAAAUCUAUAACACGACUGAUAAUUGUGCUAAAUUGCAUUAGGAUCGGUUUAAUAGUUUUUGCAUAACAAUUUUGCAAUCCAGAAGGAACGCAGAAAAAUUGCAAAUUUUCAAAAUUAUGCUGUGCUCAAAAUAAAGACAUUAAAUAGUCGAUUUUUUUACAUAUGAGAAAAUACACUUGAGAAAAUGAAAUUGGCCAACUACAAGAGGCUAAAUAAUUUUUGAAAGUUAUGGUGGUGGAUUUUUUUUUCAAAUCGGAGGAUGAUUACAGUUAUAGCAGACUCGGAAAUCGACUAGAAAAUUUAAACCGAACAUAACAAAAUUCAUUUUGGCGACAUUGUGUGAAGACCACGUCUUCCGGAUAUCAAUGGUCCAGACAAAUUAAUAUAUUUUUUUAUCAACAAAAAUGAUAUGUUUUAACCAAAUAAUGUUUCAAAUAUAAUGUGCAAAAAAUUUUUAAUUCGGUUCCUCUAAUUAACUUGCUUUUUUGUCCUUAAAAGUAAAAAAGUUUAAAAAUAAAAUAAAAAUUCCAUUUUUAUUUAGUUGCAAUGCGAAGGCAAAACAAUCUUAUUUUUCAAUUAGAAUACGGAGCGCAGUCCAGACCUCUGAAUCGACGAUUUUCGACUCUUGUUGGAGUCUCAUCGGAGAGAACCUAGAUCUGCUACUCCAUACUUCAAUUGACUAACACUGAGAGUUUAUCCGCCACAUCGCAACUGACGUGAAUGGACUAGAUGAAGUAGUUUUCAAUCCUAAUAGCAAUAUUAAUAAUAUUUAAAAAUAUUAAAAUAUUACUAAAAGAUUUUUAAAUUGAAAACUUAUUGGUCCAUUUUCUUGGUAGCACCUCCAUGGCUUCUAAAAUUUGCAAGCCAGAUGGAUGCUGAAGCGAAGGAGACAAGAGGGAAUUCAAAAACUUACAAUUCACGACCCCGUCUGUUCAGCUGGUAAAUUCCAACAGUAUUGAAAAAUAAGAUUGUUUUGCCUUCGCAUUGCAACUGAAUAAAAAUUGAAUUUUUAUUUUAUUUUUAUAUUGGUCGUUACUUCUUUGAGUAACUAGGUCCAUUUUCUGUUGGAAUUUACCAGCUGAACAGACGGGUCGUGAAUUGUAAGUUUUCGAAUUCCCUCUUGUCUUCUUCGCUUCAGCAUCCAUCUGGCUUGCAAAUUUUAUAAGCCAUGGAGGUGUUACCAAGAAAAUGGACCAAGAAGUUUUCAAUUUAAAAAUCUUUUAGUAAUAUUUUAAUAUUUUUAAAUAUUAUUAAUAUUGCUAUAAGGAUUGAAAACUACUACAUCUUUUAAAAAAAGUUUAGUUUCUCUUGCUUAAUAUUUUUUAUCGUCUAAUUAUUUUAACUGUACUAAUAUUAAAGUGUUUACUGUAAGUUAUAAAAUGACAUUUACAAAGAUUAAUGGGGUAUUAAAAUACCGGCAAGUGCUUAUCUUUAAAGCGGCUACUCGAAUUUCUUAUACGUGUAUACCUAACAUUGAUAUUGUCCUUUUCAUGAGCAUUUUUCAGUGCGUAACAAAUGAUAGGAAAAAGGGUAAGUCGUGAUAAUACACAUUUAUGACAUUUAUUCUAACAUGACAUUUUAGUUAAAUCUGACAGUUGUCACAUUUUAUUUUCAAUUUGGGGUAAAAACAAAUCAAAUGUGUUUCUUGCAUUUAUAAAAUGGUAUUUUCUUUGAUUUGUAUAGUCUUAUAAAUUAUACAGAUUAUAUUUGUAACAUUAUUAUCUAAUUAAAAAAAAAUAUUUUUGAAGUUAUACUUCUUUACCGGCGAUAGAGGGUGAUUUUUUUAUAUGUUAAAACCUAUCAGCCCGGCGCAUGCGCAUUAUAACUUUGUUCUGAUUGGAUGUUCAAAUGACAUGUUAAAAAUUAUCCGAUAUGGCAGCUGUGGUUUGGAGGGCAGCUGUGGUUUGGAGGUAAAGGUAAAGGUAAACAAAUGUAUAAUAUAUUAGUUUUAUUGUUGUGAGGACAGAAACAAAAAAGUUUAUAAUAUUGUAGUGACUUUUAAAUAGUUUUUAAAAACAACAGGUACGUAAUAAUUGUUAAUGUAUCAUGGGUAUAAACCUACCUAUUUGAUCUGCCAAAAUACAUAGUAUGUAAUACUUUUAUUUAUAUAAUUUGAUUACCAUCAAAAUUUCUAUCAAUAUUCACCUAAUAUAUUGUUUUAUUUACUCUAUGUUUUGUUGUAUUUUUUCAAUUCUAAAUCAUUUCAAUUCAAAAUUAAAAUAAUUUGAUCAAUUUUCAAAAUAUCAAAAUAUCACAAGUUUAAUCCGUUUAGUUAGUCGAUCUUCGUAAAUAAUGACACAUAGUGUCCGUGGCUAAGCGGAGAAGGCAAAUGAAUUCCAAUACCAACCGCUCUUAUCAGCGCUGGUUCGAGUCCCAAUAGAAACUUUCUUUUUUGUUUUUUUUUUAAUACAUUUUAUGAUUGUAAGUAUAUUUAUUAUAUAAUUGUAUUUUCAGAAAAUACGUAUUUAGUUAAAAAAAUUUUCGACAAUUUAUGUUCAGACAUCAUUUGUGGCUUGUUUAAUGUGUUUGUGUGUGUUUUAUUCUUUUAUUAUUUUAAUUUUUGGCACUGUUCUAAUAAAAAUGUUUGAGAAGUAGUAAGUAUAAAUUAGUUUAAUAUUUAAACAAAAUAUAAAUAAAAAGUAUAUUAAUUUCGUUUAAAUCAUAUAAUAGAAGUAUAACUUCUUGCGUGCGUACAAAGUACACACACAUUCUUUUUUUUUAUUAUGGCGCCAUCUAUCGACAACUAGAAUAACUAGAAUAAAUGUAGUAAAUGUCUGUAAUCACGGACGUGCCUUUUUUUCUGUCACUUACAAUUUAAUGCGUUAGAAAGAAAUCAAAAAACUGUGACGCACUGAAAGAUGAUCAUGAGAAAAAUAAUACCUCCACUUUUUUGCGCAUUCUGGCCGAAUUUCGUUUCUACUAUAUAUUGUAGCCAUCAACGUAUGAUGUACUAUCUUCCAAGUUUAAACGUCUUCCAGAUGUAAGUUUGAAGGAUUUUUUUCUUUUUUAUUAUUACAUUAUGUUUUAUGUAUAUCUUUAUUAGUUAAACUAACUCUUAAAGGAGUUUCUAAAAUUGAACUACUUGUGCAAUUUGGGAUACAUUUUAUCUUAUUUUCUUAAUGUUUUACUCCAAAACAUAUUGGCAUAUCUUUGAAUUUAUUAAUUUGUAUGAAUAACACUGUGUGAUUAAUAAGAUUUAUUUAAAAAAUGCACACAAAUCUUGUAAAAUAUUUGUUUUAACAACGUGUUUUUCUUAUAUUGUCUUUCAAAAAAGACAAAAAUCAUAUUCGGUUUGAUACUUUAUAAUAAUUUUAUUUCUGAAGCUAUUUCCUUGUAUUUAUAAUAUUUAUAAUAAUUAUUAGCACCAAAUGAGAUAUUAAACUUUGUAUAACAAACGACUUGCUUUGUAUUUUAGCAUAAAUGUAUUGAUCUAACACUUUAAAGCUUAGUCAUUUUUAUGUUAUGUAAUUAAACGAUAUAAAUAUAUACAUUUUUGUUAAA